AUGGGCACCACUUUGUUGAUUCUCAUUUUUCAUUACCUCUUUACUUUGUGCUACCUUUCAGCUGGUGUGGCCAGUGGGGCGACUAGGGCUGCUUUGACACAACAUUUUGCUCUUCAGGAUAAUGCAGCAGAUAUAUCGGCCAAGGAAGGAAGCCAAGAGACACUUGCAACUAUGAUUGGAAUGGCUUUGGGAAUGCUUCUUGCGCGCUUCACCAUGGGACACCCCAUAGCCAUAUGGCUUUCUUUUUUGUCUCUGACUAUAUUCCAUAUGUAUGCAAAUUACAAUGCUGUUCGGUGUCUUUCUUUAACUACAUUGAACUGUGAAAGAAGCUCAAUACUCCUGCAGCAUUUUAUGAAGACCGGCCAAGAUAAUUCUGAAACGAUCUGUAUGGCUUGGCUGGCAGUUCUCUCUCCCAAGCAGGUCUCUGGCAUGGAGCAUGUCUUGCCAUUGUGGAUCACUUCAUGGAGCUCAAAGGCUACCAACUUUUUGCAUACACGGGUACGCAUAGGUGUGAGAGUUUCCUCACUUAACCACCAUGAAAUGCAUAGCUUCUUGCAGUGUGCUGGAUCUCAAUAUCUGAAAGCAAAGUACUUGCUGCUUGAGCAAAAAGGAAUCGUCAAUAUCGUUAUGCAUAAGGAUUCCACAGGCACUGAUAUCUUGCAGGCAUUUGUGCAUGCUCUUGUCAUGGUAAAUCUUGUUGAUAAGGACACAUCUGCAGAUAUAGAGAGCUUUUCAUGGAUGGAUAAACACUAUGAAAAUUUUGUUCUGAAGUGGAAAACCUUGUUCCACCAAGAGGGUGGUUGGGAGAUAACAUGCUGCAAUGAUGGAAAGCAGCUUGGGAAGCUACAGGAAGGUGGUGGCUGA
Messenger RNA from Thlaspi arvense, 864 nucleotides. The record is from the annotation of a GenBank genome assembly. NCBI's taxonomy places the organism in Eukaryota, Viridiplantae, Streptophyta, Magnoliopsida, Brassicales, Brassicaceae.